Molecule: messenger RNA, 1017 nt
Organism: Diuraphis noxia (Russian wheat aphid)
Lineage: Eukaryota; Metazoa; Arthropoda; Insecta; Hemiptera; Aphididae
Source: RefSeq, a predicted model, not a curated record
AUGUCAUACUUAACAAAUCAAAUAAAUGCGAAUCUCCAAUUGAGCGAUAAUGACGAUGUUAAUAAUUCUGAAAAAGUAGAAGUUCAAUGCAUUAGUGAUAGUGAUGAAUAUCAAAAUGAAAAUGUACAACUGGUAUCAGAUGAUUUACGACCGAAAGAAGAAAUCAAGAGCAGAAAAGUACAUGAAAAAGAACACAACAACGACGAUCCAGGUCGAAAAUUUAACGUAAUUCGUUAUAAUAGAAUAAUGGCUAAUGGGGAAAAUGUGAUUAGAAAUUGGCUUUUGUAUUCUAAAUCUCUUAAUCGAGUAUUUUGUCUCUAUUGUCGUUUGUUCCCGUCAAAGUCUACAUCAUCUUUGGCUUCAAUAGGUUUUUUAAAUUGGAAACAGAUUAGUGAACGUUUAAAAGAACAUGUAUUAUCUAUUCCACAUAAUAAGGCUCAAGAAAAAUGGAUACAAUUACGUAUGGGACUUGAUCUUCAUAAAACUGUAGAUAAUAAUAUACAAGAUAAUUUAAAUAUUCAAAAAGAACGUUGGCGUAGUAUUCUUAAACGUAUUAUUGCAUGUAUAGAGUUUUUAGCAGAACAUAAUGACGCUUUUCGUGGACCUAGGAUUCAAAACGAACUUAUUAGUAUUAUUGCCACAAAAAUACGUGAUGAAAUAAUUAAUCGCGUUAAACAGAGUAAAUACUUUACGACUUUAUUAGGUGGAACACCUGAUAAAAGUCAUAAGGAGCAGCUUACAUUUCUUUUACGUAUUGUAGAAAUUUCGAAAAAUUUUAAAUAUGAAAUAAAUGAAUACUUUAUAUGCUUUAUUCACAUUUCAAAUAAAUCUGGUUCAAAUUUAACAGAGGAAAUAAAAGAACAAUUACAAUUAAUUAACUUGGAUCUGAAAAAUUGCCGUGGUCAAGCAUACGAUAAUGGGGCAAAUAGGGUCGUCCAAAACAGGGAGUACAAUCUMGAAUUAUUUCAGAGAACCCAAGAGCUUUUUUUUUGUACCAUGCACUGCGCACAGUCUUAA